AGAAUUCUAGUUUCGUUGUAAGGAAAAUCUAAAAUGAGUUCACGAAUGAGAAAGUCAAAGAGGGUGUCGUCCACCUCGUCAAGAAUGAUGUCGGACGGGAGAAAGGCAAAGGCUCCGCCAUCGACCACCAAGUCGUCCACCCUCUCUACUAAAGGAGGUUUGCCAGAACGCAGGUUGUCACGAAGCAGCGACACACCCGUCACUGCUAGGAGGAUGAGCGUAGCGUCCAGUGCGUCAUCGCACACGAGGAAGAUGUCGGUGGCUGCAUCCGCCAACCAGGGAACAGCGACGUCAGUGACAUCUAAAAAUAAGUCCGGCGACGACAACGAAGGAGAGACAAACUUGAAACAAAGAUUCGAGAGUUUAAUGAUCACCAAGCGCAUGGCGAGAUCGCUUCGCCAGCGAACCUCUCAACGACUCGCUGAUCGACGAGGGGAAAGCUUCGUAUCCUACAUGGAUCGCCCUCGGGGUCGGUCACCGAGCAUGCAGUACCAGGUCCCUCAGAUCGAAAGCACUUACCGACUCGAACCCGCGGAGCUAUUCUCGAAUUAUAGCACCAUCAUCCACGACAUCAUCGAAAGCGCAGUCGAGCGUCGACUCAGGGGGAUGAAGUACGAUCCGAAGCUGUGUUCGAGGGAAGCCAAGGAGCUGUCGGAGAUCAUCAAAGAAGGCGUGAAGACACUCGACAUCGGUCGUUAUAAGCUGAUCACCCUGGUGAACAUCGGACAGAUGCAUGGACAGGGGACGCAGAUAGGCAGCAGGAAUUCUUGGGAUCCGGUCAGAGAUUCGUUCGUCAGUUACAGCUUCCAGAAUGGAUCCGUCUUCUGCGUGGCAACCAUUUACGGAGUUUACUUCGAAUGAGAUUCAUGCGUAAAAACGCCGUUUGCAGGCCUAUUUCUAUGUAAAUUGUGUACAUAACGCCGUGGUAAUCACUUAUAAAAAUGGGUUCUUAGGGGGUUCUAUGCUAUGCUUGUCCGGUAUUAGGAACAUUUAAAGGUUCCCUAUCCCCUUAAACCGCCACAUUGGAACCUUUUAAGUUCUUUAUGAACCCAAUUAAGGUACAUCAGCACGUAAGGAAGCCUUUUUUCUGGGAACUUUUUCUCGUUGGUUCUAAAUAAGGAACAAACUGGGUUCAAAUUCUUACCUCUUUUUACUAAGAGUGUAGCCUGAUUAGAGACCGAGGCAGUAGACGGAAAGACUUUAGCUUUGUCGUGUAUAUAUUUCAUUUAUUAUGCUAUAAAUGAAAAAAAAAAUGUUUUUUUUACUACUGCCAAAAUGGGGUGUUAUUGGUUCCGAGUAAGUUGAAAGCAACAAC
Messenger RNA from Lytechinus variegatus (green sea urchin), 1315 nucleotides. RefSeq lists its product as uncharacterized. The transcript has a single exon. Lineage: Eukaryota; Metazoa; Echinodermata; Echinoidea; Temnopleuroida; Toxopneustidae. The record is from RefSeq and is a predicted model, not a curated record. Gene Ontology annotation, biological process: microtubule-based movement. Gene Ontology annotation, cellular component: cytoplasmic dynein complex; cytoplasm. Gene Ontology annotation, molecular function: dynein intermediate chain binding. Bases 34 to 861 code for a protein of 275 amino acids.